GCUUUUUUAUCGUCUUUCUCCCACGAGCCAAGCAGUUCAGGUCUGUCCGUGGUCAAUAAUACUUGGCAUCGAGCUGUCGACAAAGCUUGAAUUUGUUCAGGGGAAGAUUUUUUUCGAUUACUAUUGCGGAAUUACCGAAUUCAUGCGACAGUCUUGAUCUCAACUAGACAGAAGGUCAGCGUGGGAGGUCAUCCAAGGCAUCAAUCUCGGUCUCGAUUCCCCGAAGGACAGAAUAUAUAUUCGAUAUAAAAUGAGCGUUCGCGUCGUCGCGCGGGUUAGGCCGCUUCUCAAGUCGGAACGAGAGUUGGACAUCAUCUUGCGCACCGAUUCUUCCAACCAGACCGUUCCCAAGAGCGACCACACCUCCGAGGACAGUGCGGCGUUGAAGAAACUCAGAGAUCGAAACACAGUCGUGCGGAUACCGAACCCCAAGAACGAGGGCGAGGAGUACUCCUUCCAGUUCAAUGCCGUCUACGACGCCGACGCGCCGCAACAGGAGCUCUUUGACGCAGAGGUGGCUCCUACGGUUAAACACCUAUUCAACGGACGCGAUGUCACCUUGUUCGCAUACGGUGUCACAGGGACAGGGAAGACGCACACCAUGCGAGGCGGUAAAAGCCUGGCCGACAGGGGCGUCAUCCCGCGUCUCCUGAGCACCAUCUACCGACGCAGCCGGAAGAUCGAAAAAGACAGCCAUGGGGAGAAGUCCGUUCAGGUCUCUCUGACGUACUACGAGAUAUAUAAUGACAAGGUCUUUGACCUGUUUGAGCCCCCGGAGAAGAGGACCCUGGCGGGACUGCCGCUUCGCGAUAACGGGGGGAGAACGGUGGUGGUGGGGUUGACGGAGCGGCCGUGCUCGAACCUGAAAGAUUUCGAAAUCCUGUAUGACCAGGCGAACACGAACCGCUCCACGUCGGCAACCAAGUUGAACGCCCACUCGUCGCGAUCGCACGCGAUUCUAGGCGUGAAAGUCGCAAUCAGCUCCGAAGAAGAAACCCGCGUGAGCACAGUGUCGGCGAUUGAUCUGGCCGGCUCAGAGGACAACCGUCGCACAGACAAUGAUAAGGAACGCAUGGUCGAGUCGGCCAGUAUCAACAAGAGCCUUUUUGUGCUGGCCCAGUGUGUCGAGGCCAUCAGCAAAAAGGCCCACCGCAUUCCCUAUCGCGAGUCCAAGAUGACCCGGAUCUUAUCCCUGGGUCAGAACCACGGCCUCACCGUGAUGAUCCUCAACCUGGCCCCCCUGAAGUCCUACCACUUGGAUACGCUAAGCUCUCUCAACUUUGCCAACCGCACCAAAAAGAUCGAAGUGCGCGAGGUGGAGAAUGAACCCAUGUUCAAGGGCCCUCCGAGGCCGUCGAUGCGACCUUCUCUGGCAGCCCUGCGUCAACCCCUGCGGCCGCUGACAGCGUCUGUCAACGCCAAUCUUGGCGCUACAGCGGGCAAAGAUUCGGAAAAGCCUGGCGAAAAACCCGUCAAGGCGUUCAGUGUCUUUUCGGACAGACAGAAAAGAAUCUCUGCCCAGUUCAAGAAGCCCGAGGUCCCGAAACGGCCCUCGCUGAGUGCAGAUGCGCCUGCGCCUCGUCUACCGAGGGCCACUCGACUUGGUCAGCCGGCCCUCCCGCAGAGGAGCUACGACGAGAUCUCGUCCGCCAAGAUCGAGGAGAUGGUGGAGAGAAAGGUCGAGGAGAUCCUAGCGGUGCGGGCGGUCAGCGAGCAGUCGCGACAGACCCAGGUCCGGGAAUUGAACGAGCAGAUGCGCAAGCGGCUAGAGCAGCUCGAACAGCGCAUCGAGGGCUCUGAAGACGCCCGAGCCGAAGGCCUGUCCUACCUUCUUAUGGCAAAACAGCACCAAGGACGCGGGGAAGACGCCUCCGCACUACGGAUGUACCAGCUGGCAUUGCCAUUCUUCCCCGACAACGAGAAGCUAGCCGCGAAGAUCUCGAAGCUGCAGGUGCGCACCCACGGCCGGUGCGUCUCCGAGACCGACACCACGACCUCAUUAGCCCCACCGAGCACCAAGAAGGCGCUCGGCAGCAUGCUCUCCCUCAACAAGCAGCCCACCCGAAGCAGCAGCCUCAAACGCUCCGCUUCGGACUCCGACGCAGACUACGAAGAGGCCGAAACCUUCUCCCAUCUUAGCGACGACGACGUCCAAGAAGUGACCCGCUCGCGCCGCCUCAAACGGAACAAAACCAGCCCAUCCGUCGCAGACGAGGAAUCCGCGCUCGCAGACGACGAACCGGCUCCUUCGCCGCGCACCAUCCACCUUCUCUCCGUUAUCAACUCCCGCGACGUCAGCCAGAUCAAGUUGCUAAAGGGCGUUGGGGCGAAAAAGGCCGAAGCCAUCGUCGACUGUCUCUGCGAGAUGGACCACAACGAGGAUGAGUCGCAGUCUCAAGCGCAGAUGGAGAUCCACAACCUUGUGGAACUGAGUAAGUUGAGGGGCGUGGGUGUGAAGAGCGUGGAGACUAUGAGGAGUGGGUUGUUGGCGUAGUCUUCAUUUCACUUGCUUGCCUGGGUUGAUUUGUUGCUUGGUCGGUUGAUUGAUUGGUUUAUUUAUUGUUGCGCUGAUUGCUGCAUUGGUUACUUCGUGCAUCAUGCAUUUGACGGGGGAUAUAUAUGCAUUUUGGUGAUAGCGAGGGUGUUGGGGUGUUCUUUUCUACCUUCUUCCUUUUCUUCCUUCUUCCUCUUAUUAGCUUUUGUUAGGUGUGUUCCUUCUUGGGAAUAUGUCUAUACUCGC
This is a messenger RNA of Aspergillus candidus, 2740 nucleotides long. Its product is annotated as kinesin family protein. Lineage: Eukaryota; Fungi; Ascomycota; Eurotiomycetes; Eurotiales; Aspergillaceae. Gene Ontology annotation, cellular component: microtubule; kinesin complex. Gene Ontology annotation, molecular function: ATP hydrolysis activity; microtubule motor activity; microtubule binding. The transcript has 3 exons. Gene Ontology annotation, biological process: microtubule-based movement. The record is from RefSeq and is a predicted model, not a curated record. The coding region runs from base 251 to 2494 and encodes 747 amino acids.